GAGUGCUGAGCCCAGUGUGGCACCUCUGAGACUCUGCACCAUGCCCCCCAAGUUGCAGAGCAUUCUCCCAGCCCUGUACCUCCUGGGGGUCUUGACCCUACUGCUGUGCCCUUCAGGCCUGUGUGGUGUCUAAGAGCGCUGAACCCAGUGUGGCACCUCUGAGACUCUGCACCAUGCCCCCCAAGUUGCAGAGCAUUCUCCCAGCCCUGUACCUCCUGGGGGUCUUGACCCUACUGCUGUGCCCUUCAGGCCUGUGUGAUUGCAGGAUACCUCCUGGUAUUGCCCAUGGAUCCCAUCAUGACAUAAGUUCAUUUUUGUCCUUUACGACUGUGGUACACUAUGAAUGUGACGAAGGAUAUGUUCUGGUUGGAGACCCCCAAAUCACCUGCAGAAGUUCACAAUGGUCAUCUGCAGCCCCUCAGUGUAAAGCUCUGUGUCUGAAACCAGAGGUAGAAAAUGGGAAGCUGUCUGAGGAUAAAGAUCUGUUUGUUGAGUCUGAAAAUGUCACCAUCCGGUGUGACUCUGGCUACGGUGUGGUCAACUCUCAGAACAUCACCUGCUCUGCAAACAGAACCUGGUACCCUGAGGUGCCCAAGUGUGAGUGGGAAGUCCAUAAUGGCUGUGAGCAGGUGGUAGAAGGCAGCAAACUCAUGCAGUGUCUCCCAAGCCCCACGGAUGUGAAAAUGGCCCUGGAGGUGUACAAACUGUCUCUGGAGAUUAAACGACUCAAGCAAGAGUAAGACUUGAAGAGGAACACCCGUUAGAAAUCAGUACAACAUAAACCAAUGAGCAAAAACAGACCUAGA
Molecule: messenger RNA, 806 nt
Organism: Myotis lucifugus (little brown bat)
Lineage: Eukaryota; Metazoa; Chordata; Mammalia; Chiroptera; Vespertilionidae
Product: apolipoprotein R-like
Exons: 5
Coding region: 174-740 (188 amino acids)
Source: RefSeq, a predicted model, not a curated record